CUCGUUACUUCCGCCUCCCCCCACCAUCCCCCACCCCUCCGAGACGCCCCCUUUUCCGCGCUCCCGGCUCUUCGGCGUGCCGCACUACCCCAAGACGGCGACGAGGAACCUAGGUGAAGAACACAGAAGAAUUCGCGUGUUCUUUGAUCGAUUGAUGAGUGGAAGGCCGCAGCGGCGGCGACGACGAUGAGGGCGGAUCUCAGCACCAUCCAGCAGACUCUCACGCCAGAGGCGGCGGCGGCGCUGGCGCAAGCCAUGGACGAGGCAGCUCGACGGAGGCACGUGACCACCACGCCGCUCCACGUCGCCGCUGCGCUGCUCGCGGCGCCGGCUAGCGUGCUGCGCCAGGCCUGCGCGCGGGCCGUGGCCGCGGGAGGCGCUGCCGCCGCCUCUGGUGGCGCCGGAGCGCACCCCCUCCACUGCCGCGCUCUUGAGCUCUGUUUCUCUGUCGCGCUCGACAGGUUGCCUGCCUUUGCGGGGGCCGCGCUUGGAGGCGGGGCCGCUGCUCCUCCCGUUUCCAACGCGCUCGUUGCGGCUCUCAAGCGCGCGCAGGCCCAACAACGGCGGGGCUGCCCUGAGACGGCACAGCAGCCGCUCCUCGCCGUUAAGGUGGAGCUCGAGCAGCUCGUGCUCUCCAUCCUCGACGACCCUUCGGUCAGCCGCGUCAUGCGCGAGGCGUCCUUCUCAUCUGCUACCGUGAAGAACACCAUCGAACAGUCUCUCACCUCACCCUCCCCUUCGUCUUCCACCGCAGCGUGUAGUCCUGUGCCGACACCAACCCCCUUCUCCCCAUCCCCUUCCUCUCUUUUGCGCGCUGGCACCACCAACGCAUAUAUCAACCCUCGGCUGGCGGCAGCGGCCGCUGGAGCCGGCUGCGGGGAUGAUGCGCGCAAGGUUCUUGACGUCAUGCUCAAGCCAGCGCGCCGCAACCCGGUUAUCAUUGGAGACUCCGGACCAGACAUGGUGCUGAAGGAGGCAAUUCGAAGAAUCCCAACGGCCAGCUCCCCUUCCCUCGCUGCAGCCAAGAUCCUGCAUCUGGAGGCGGAACUCGCCAAGCUUGCUGGCGACAAGGUGGCGAUGGCGGAGAGGAUCGGGAAGCUGGGCGCCGUAGUCGAGAGGCUCGUUGGUGAGCACGGCGGGGUAAUUCUUGACCUCGGGGACCUGAAGUGGAUGGUGGAAGGCCCUGCCGCGCCGUCGUCGGAGGGGGCCAAGGCGGCCGUUGCUGAGAUGGGGCGUCUGAUCAGGCGUUUCGGGCGCGGUGAAGUGUGGGCCGUCGCCACUGCAGCGUGCGCCACGUACCUCCGGUGUAAGAUCUAUCACCCGGGGAUGGAGGAUGAAUGGGAUCUCCAAGCCAUGCCGAUCGCCGGCAGCACGCCUCUUGCUGGAGCUGCUCUGAGGCCUGGAAGCAGUGGAACUCUCAGCAACUCGGUGAGGAUGUUAUCACCAAGGCCCCGGCCUUCGCCAGCGACACCAACGGCUCUCCGAUGGCCGCCAGGUGGUGGCCUUACUCAGAUGGUGAAGCCAGCCAUGUGCAUGCUCUGCAAAGGUGGUUAUGAGCGUGAACUCACUAAACAUGCAGCGGAGCGGACGGCAGUAUCGGUCCCUAAGGCUGCCAACACUAGUUUGCCGCAUUGGCUGCAGCAGACCAAUGAUCAAAAUCAGUCUAAGGCACAAGAGUUGAAAUGGAAAAGGAGCACGGGCGAGCUUGAGAAGAAAUGGCGUGAGACCUGUGCCCAUAUCCACUUGACCCAUGCUGGAGCGCCAGCACUCUCCGUGCCUUUAGCCUCGUCCGGAACAUGUCCACGUGUUGAGGUCAAAUUGCCUAUUGCAAGGGGUGCUGCUAUUCAGACUGUUAAGAUGAACACUAACCAGGAUAAGCCAGCAUCCAGCCCGAUGGUUGACCUUCGCAAGAGCCCACCAAGAAGCCCAGUGAAAACUGAUCUUAUGCUUGGUCGCUUGGACGCUGCCGUCAAUCCUACAAUCGAUAAAGAGCGGAAGGAAAAUUAUGAGGGACUAACUGCCCUGCAGAAGGCUAAGAUAGCUAGAAUUUCAGAUAUUGAUUCCUUCAAAAGGCUCAUCAAGGGGCUGACAGAGAAGGUUAGCUGGCAGUCUGACGCAGCUUCAGCCAUUGCUGCUGUUGUUGUACAAUGCCGAUCUGGAAGUGAGAAGCGUCGGACCCUUCGAACAAGAGGUGACAUAUGGCUCAUGUUUGUUGGCCCUGAUAAGGCAGGUAAGCGGAAAAUGGUGAACGCGUUGUCUGAGCUGAUGGCGAACACGAGACCAGUGAUUGUGAACUUUGGUGGUGACUCCGAAUUGGGAAGUACUAAGAAUGAUGGACUGAACAUGGGUUUCUGGGGUAAAACUGCACUUGAUCGGGUCACUGAGGCAGUUCGGCAGAACCCAUUCUCAGUAAUUGUUCUGGAAUGCAUUGAUCGAUUGGACACAGUUGUUCGUGGAAAGAUCAAGCGGGCAAUAGAGACUGGUCGUCUGCCGGACUCUCGUGGACGUGAGGUCAGCCUUGGUAAUGUCAUCUUUGUUCUUACUACCAAUUGGGUACCUGAUGAACUUAAAGGACCAGACGUUGAGUCUUUGCUACAAGCUGAACUAAGAAUGUUGGAGAUAGCAGGCUCUAGUUGGCAGCUAGAGCUCUCGAUUGGGGACAAGCAGGCCAAGCACCGAGCAGAUUGGCUGUGUGAUGAUGUUCGCCCUGCAAAGGUGCCCAAAGAAUUGUCCAGUAGCCAUGGUUUGUCGCUUGACCUCAAUUUGGCCGUUGGUGCCUUGGAUGACACCGAGAGUUCACAUAAUUCUAGUGAUAUCUCAGUGGAGCAAGAGCAAGAGAAAGGGCAGCUUGCAGUACUGUGUUCGACGCCUGCCCCUGACUGUGAUCUAUUGGAACUCAUUGACGAUGCCAUUGUGUUUCGGCCGGUUGACUUUAACCCAUUUAGGAAGACUAUUAGAGAUUGCAUAUCAGCAAAAUUUGAAUUGGUCAUUGGGAGCAUCAACUCAUUCAGAAUCGAUGAAGAUGCCAUUGACCAUAUGGUUAGCAGCGUCUGGCUAACCGAUGAGAGGUUAGAGGACUGGGCUGAAGAAGUAAUUAUGCCAAGCAUUGCGCGAUUGUGGCACAACGUGAAGCAUGACAGCGCACGUGCUGUCGUCCGCCUCGCAUUAGUUGCGGAAGAGGCGUUGCCAAGGUGGUGUGAGGGAAGGGAAGGGCUACCAGCGACAGUAACAAUCACCAUUGAUGGAAUGUAGAGGGCAUUUGAGAAAGUAAAUUCUUUGUACGUAGAUAUGUAAAUACUUUGGAUAUCUUCUGCUAUAUGCUGGGGUGGGGGGUGGGGGGACUAUGGGAAGCACAUAGGACUACCAAAUAGGCAGGAGGUUAUAGAUUUUAUAACACCCAAAUAUGUGGUCUAUAGUUUCGAUAAUAUUUGUAGUUAUGUUCCUUGGAAAGAAAAUAUAUAUUUUAUUAUACUAUCUUCUAAUGUUGCGAAGGUUGAUAUGUAGAGGCAAUAAAGGAAGUAAAUAAAUACUGAA
Messenger RNA from Hordeum vulgare subsp. vulgare (domesticated barley), 3534 nucleotides. RefSeq names its product protein SMAX1-like. Gene Ontology annotation, molecular function: ATP binding; ATP hydrolysis activity. The record is from RefSeq and is a predicted model, not a curated record. Lineage: Eukaryota; Viridiplantae; Streptophyta; Magnoliopsida; Poales; Poaceae. The transcript has 3 exons. The coding region runs from base 187 to 3252 and encodes 1021 amino acids.